AUGGCGUCAUGCCUUUAUGAAUGCCUUUGUGAGGCAGAACUUGAAAAAUAUUAUCCCCAUUUUGCUGCCUUUGGUCUUCAAAAGAUUGAUGAGCUUGCCAAAAUUUCCAUGAAAGAUUAUACCAAACUUGGGGUCCAUGACAUGAAUGAUCGCAAACGACUAUUUCAGCUCAUUAGAAUAAUCAAAAUUACGCAAGAGGAAGACAUUGCAGACUUAAGCAAGCAAGGCUUUCAUCCAAGUAGCCUUUUCAUUCAGCCUCAGCUAACCAGAUCAGGUCCUUGUAGACAGCUGCGUUUUGAGUCCUUUCGAGAAAAUGAUGGGACAGUUAAAGACUCCGAAUCUGAAUCAUACGUUUCAUCUGAUUUCAGUACCAAUGAAGAGAAGAACAGUGUAGGGGAAAUGCUUGGACACAUUCAACCACAUGAUUCAGAGCUGAUCAGAUUAACUGGAAGAGACCUAAAUACUCAUGAAAUAUGCACAAAAAAGGACCCAAGCUCUCCAACGGUUUCUGAUGAUAUUGCUCCUCUCCUGGGGGAUUCUGAUGCUCCUAUUGUACAAAGAAUAACUCAUGUUUCAGGGUAUAAUUAUGGACUACCUCAUUCCUGUAUCAGACCCAGUACUUCUGAGAAAGAGACUCCCUGGACACAAAGUGAAAAAAUCAGAGUGUGUGUUCGAAAACGUCCUCUGGGGCCAAGAGAGGAGCGACGUGGGGAAGUUAAUAUCAUCACAGUGAAAGAUAAAGAAACUCUCCUUCUUCAUGAGAAGAAGGAGGCAGUUGAUCUCACCCAGUAUAUUUUACAGCAUGUUUUUUAUUUUGAUGAAGUCUUUGGGGAGUCAUGUACCAAUGAGGAUGUGUAUAUGAAGACAGCUUAUCCUCUCAUUCAGCAUAUUUUUAACGGAGGCAAUGCAACCUGCUUUGCAUAUGGGCAGACUGGUGCUGGCAAGACUUACACUAUGAUAGGUACUCACCGGAACCCAGGACUCUACGCCUUGGCUGCCAAGGACAUCUUUAGACACUUGGAAGCAUCACAGUCCAGGAAAGAUCUCCUUGUUUUCAUCAGUUUUUAUGAGAUUUACUGUGGACAGCUUUAUGACCUGCUAAAUGGAAGGAAGAGGCUUUUUGCAAGAGAAGAUAGCAAGCAUGUUGUUCAAAUAGUUGGACUGCGAGAGGUUCAGGUGAACUCUGUAGAUCUGCUGUUGGAGGUAAUUUUGAAGGGUGGGAAAGAGCGUAGCACAGGAGCUACUGGAGUCAACUCUGAUUCCUCUCGAUCUCAUGCUAUCAUCCAAAUACAAAUUAAAGACACAGCCAACAGGACAUUUGGAAGGAUAUCAUUCAUUGACUUGGCUGGCAGUGAAAGGGCAGCUGAUGCCAGAGACUCAGAUCGACAAACGAAAAUGGAAGGAGCUGAAAUAAACCAAAGUCUUUUAGCACUCAAGGAAUGCAUUCGGGCACUGGACCAGGAGCAUGCACAUACUCCUUUCCGGCAAAGCAAACUAACUCAGGUGCUAAAGGAUUCUUUCAUUGGCAAUUCCAGGACCUGUAUGAUAGCCAGUGUAUCACCCAGCCACAUAGCUACUGAGCAUACCCUGAACACUUUACGAUACGCUGACAGGGUCAAAGAGUUGAAGAAGGGGAUUAAAUGUUCAACCCCUGUUACAAGCAGUCGUCGGACAGCUGGAAAUGUAUCUCCGAAACGUGUCCAAAACUCUUCCUCCUUACCAGUGGGGGAAAAGAGCUCCCCAAAGAAAGUGAAGCUAGGCCUCCAGCACCCCUCGAAUGCUACAAAAACGAAGGCAUGUCCUGCAGCGCUCCAGCCACCAAAUGUCCCUUUUACCUCUACCCUGAGGGGAAUCAACAAAGGAAAUGCCAGCUCACCAUGGUUUCACCACACUAGCCCCCUUAAGGGAGUCCCACGGACAGUGCAUCCCUUGAAGAAAAGUGAUGAUCUGUCUCACCACUCUGACAAACAUCCCACUGCAAAGGAUUUCAUCAUCAAGAACCCUGCCACAGCAGUAACAAAGGAGAGUGGCCAGAGAGACAAGUAUAUGCAAGACAGACCACCUAUCCAGUGCCUGAAAGUGCAGACUGUGCAACCUGUUCAGAAACAGCUUGUUCCUAGAGAAGAUUUUUGCUUUAGAGAUGGAAAUCUGCCUUCCCGCAGCAGACAGGAAUGGGGAAACAUCUUUACUAAACAGUCUGUUGAAACCUGGACAAUUCUGCCUCCAUUUCAGAAGGAAAGGGAAGAACAUUUACGACUUUAUCACCAGCAGUUUCAGCAGCCACCUAUCCUACAGCAAAAACUGAACUAUCAACCCCUAGAGAGGUUUUCAACACACUACAUGCCCCAGGAAAUUCAAAUGAAACCAGAGCUGAGCCUUAGCCCCACAGAAGUACAGAGCAAAGAGGGGAUGCAGCUGGAAGAUCUGGAUGACAGUGAUUUCAGUGAAGAUUCUUUUUCACUUGUCUCCAGUCAAAAGAGCAUGAAAAGAGGAAACACUGACAAAUGCAGUCAACAUUCAUUUUUUCUUCAUCGAGGAGAACAAGGGACUGAAGAAGAGCAAAAAGGGAAAAGGCGACAAGAUUUGUUUAAAUAUGCAAUAUCCACGCAACAAUAUGAAGCAGCUGACAGCUGGGAUAGUAGUGAGGGCAGCCCAAAGACAGAGGAAUCCAUUAAAAAUGUGGGACGCAGCAAAACUCCAUCAGACUGGAGCUAUGACUUAACUAUUGAGUCUUCUCCAAGCAAUACUGCAGAAAAACCGUACUGCCUGCCGGAAGAUUCUGUUUGUAACUGGAAGAAAGGCAAAGAUUUCCUAGACGAUCACAAACAAUACAAAUCCAAGCAAAAAUGUCUCGUUUACUCCAGUGAAGCCACCUUAACUCCAGAAAAGGAUGCUUCUAGCUCCUAUGUUUCUCAUGUACUGAAGUCAGGGAUUCCAGAAUGCGGCGAGAUCAACCACCAGCAUGAAGCAAAGGAAGAGUCCACUUUAGAUAGACAGGCUGCCCUUGUAGAUGUCAAAUGGAAAAUCCAAAAAAAUGGCGUUAACCAUUGUGGAUCUUCCAGUUGUUACUCAGAACUCACUUCUGAGUUCAUGGCCCCUCUCACAAUAUCCCUUCUUGACCAUGAGGAAACAACUGAUACAGAGAAAGUGCCUUCAAACCAAGAGAAGCUUCCCCAUGUGAAGCAGAUGUUGGACAGGAACAUACAAGGCUCCCAGAACAGGCUUGAGGAAGAGGGUUGGCAGUGCACGAGAAGCAGAGCUCUGACAGACAGCAUGUUGGAAGUGGGGGAGAAAACACGUCGUGGUGGAAGACACUGCACCAUGCUGCAUUCCCCACAAACAGGGGACAAGUGGCUUUCGCCUGCCUGCCCUGAUGCGAAAGCAUACCGCUGCCUUCUAGGCUCAGGUUCAUCCAAGCAAGGAGUGGCUGGAUGCGACCCAACAGAAACAUCUGCAGGUGAAUCCACGGGCUCCCGAGGAGCGAGAGAAGGUGGUUUGUUUCCCAGCAAGUCGGUGUGCAAAGAAUACUCUGGUAGGAGACAGCAUGAUGCUGAUGUUAAAGAUGAUACUGGUGAUUCAGGAAAACCUAACCCAAACCAAGGCCCCAGUGUUGAGCCUGUGGCUCAGAAAAUGAAUGCUGAUGCGCCUGAAAAGAGCUAUGUCUUAGGUGCAUCAUGCUUUGUCAGUGCAGGAUACGAGGAUCACGUAGUCCAGUCUCCCUCUCAAGAAAGCAGCCUGCUGUUGCAGCCCAAGUCGGGACUGAGGAAUGAGGACUUCUGUCAUCCUGAAGACCCAGCCAAACCAUCACUCAGCAAUGAAGAAUUAGCAUUGCUGAAAAGCAAGUCAAUGCAGAGUAUUCUUACACAAGAGACUUUUGGUACAGAUUCAGGAUUUGCAGCCAAAGAUAAUAAGCUGUUAGCAAAUGCAAAUAGCCCCUCAGGUGUGUCCAGCAGCAGCUUUCCAACUGCUACAUCAGAGGUGGGAAGAUGGCAGAGGGAAGCCCUGGAAAAGGCACAACAGGCUGUGAUUCGGGCCCAUCGGCAGCAGCUGGAUGAAAUGGCAUCCUUGUGCUUCAAGGAAGAGUGCUUGAUAAAUCAGAUGUCAGCAACAUCAGAUUUUCAGAAUUCUGUGACCAAGCUGGAUGAAAUCUUAGUGCUGAAGUCAAAGUGUAUUCAAACAAUGCGAGCCCAGCUCCAGCUCUGUUUAGCCUCUCCUAGCAGUGAUAUGCCCUUGCAAGUACUUCCACCGCUUUAG
Molecule: messenger RNA, 4254 nt
Organism: Indicator indicator
Lineage: Eukaryota; Metazoa; Chordata; Aves; Piciformes; Indicatoridae
Gene: KIF24
Product: kinesin family member 24
Exons: 12
Coding region: 1-4254 (1417 amino acids)
Biological process (GO): microtubule-based movement
Molecular function (GO): ATP binding; microtubule binding; microtubule motor activity
Source: RefSeq, a predicted model, not a curated record